GUCACAACCUCUGUGCUGGCAGAUAUAGGGUCACAGAGUAUUUGCUGUGGCUCCACAACAGUUACUGCUCAUCAUUCAUUCUGCAGCUCAUCAAAGACUGAGAGUAUUAGCAACGGGAGAACAGCUGAGUGGCUGCCGUUAAGGGAUCAGCCAUGCUUGGAGGCGUCUAUACAAAUUUGUUGGUCACAGUGACUUUACUCUUCUUCUCUCAGACAGGGACUCAGUGCAGAGCCGAAAAUGACUUCUCAUUAGUUCCUUUACCAGAGUGGAGGACAAAUUCGGAAUAUGUUACACAAUGUUUUUAUGACAGACAGAAGAAUCUGAUUUGUGACUGGACAAGGAGCCAACAAAGAACAGCGGAUGUUGCCGUGAAUAUUUUAGAGAGUGGUCCACUGGGGCCCGAGGGCGAAGCCUGUCUAGAGUUUUGGUACCAGGCCCUAGUUGCAACUAAUGGGUCUGAAGUUCGAGCUCUCCUGAGGACCGGUACUGAUCUGGUAGAAAUCUGGACCUCUCCCGCCCUCCCCAGAAGUUCACAGAGACAAGUGUUUGUCCCCCUGACACUCAACAAACCAGUGACUCAGGUUGUACUUGAAGCUGUGUCCAUAGAGGGACAGAUCACAUUUAACAGAAUAGGUAUAAGAAGAGGCUCAUGUGGACCCCAGUGUGAAUCUAACACAGAGUUAUGGCCAGAUGAGUCCACCCGCUGCCUCUGUUCUGCUGGCCAGCUCUCCUGCGCUCCCUCUCCGUGCCCUAAGGGCCAAAUCUGCGGCCCUCAAAGAGGAAGCUCCAGUGGGAUUUCCACCUCUGGGACAUGUACUAUACACAGUUACACAGACUGCAGCACUUUUGAUGGGGUGCUGUUCCGCUUCAUGGCACCCUGCACCUACAUGCUGGCUAAGACCUGCUCACCCACUGAGGCCCUGCCUAUGUUCAGUGUGGAAGUGGUCAAUGAGCAGAACGGGAACUUAUCUCUGUCAACUGUCCAGCAGGUCAACGUGGACACAGGGAACUUCAGAGUGUCCCUGGUGAAAAGGCAGACACACCGGGUUGUGGUUAAUGGGAUCUGGAGGAAGCUUCCGCUGAGCCUCAGCAGUGGCACGGUCAACAUCACGAGCAACCCCGCUGCUGUUGUACUGGGAACCAGUUUUGGUCUCUCUGUUUCAUAUGACAGUGCUGGUGCUGUACACGUCACCCUGCCAUCCACAUACUCAGAUGAGGUCUGUGGUUUGUGCGGCAACUUUAACCACCUCAGAGGAGAUGACUUCCGUAAGCCAGAUGGAACAAUUGCCCGAGAUGCAACAGAUUUGGCUGAGAGCUGGCAGACUGGGCAAACCACCCCCUCCUGUGAAACUAUUCUAGUCCCUCAUCAGUGUGACCCACUGGAGGAGGCGGAGUAUGCCAGUGAGCUGUACUGUGGAGGCCUCCUCUCUAGUACUGGGCUCUUUGCUGGCUGCCAAUCAGUGUUGGGGGCAGAGGGUUACUUCAGGGGUUGUGUGUUUGGCAUGUGCUCUACUCAUGGUGACCCAGCGGUGCUGUGCGAAACAUUACAGGCCUACACUGAUAUCUGUGAGGAGGCUGGAGUCGCCAUACCCAUAUGGAGGAACUCCACGUUCUGUCCCCUUCAGUGUCCUGAGAACAGCCACUAUAACUCAUGUGCUGAUGGCUGUCCUGAGGUGUGCUCCAGUCUGGAUUUAGCUGGCUCUUGUGGAAGCUGUGAGGAAAGAUGUGAGUGUGACUCUGGCUUCAAACUCAGUGGGGGAAAGUGUGUCCCAGCAGAGGACUGCGGGUGCUGGUAUAAUGGGAAACACUAUGAGAAAGGAGCAACAUUCAAAGAAGGAGAAUGUGAGCAGCAGUGCCAGUGUAUGGGUAAUAAUAAUCUGUGGUGCACCGCAACACAAUGUGCAGACAAUGAGGUUUGUAAGGUAAAGGAUGGGGUCAAAGACUGCUUCCCUUUCAAACCUGCCACCUGCAAGGUGUACGGUGAUCCACACUACAUCACCUUCGACAAUGUGGAUUAUGACUUUCAAGGAGGCUGCAAUUACAUGCUGACUACAACAUGCGGGGAAGAAAGCCCAGUCCAGUUCACUGUGAUCGGACAUAACAUGCAUCCUCCCCUUCAGAACUUCACCCGCUCCAAGCUGGAAGCUGUAACUCUGCAGAUUGAAGAUUUUUACAUCACCCUGAAUCAAAGUGGAGAGGUCUAUGUGAAUAACAACCCUGUCCGACUCCCAUAUUCCACCAAUGGAACAUACGGCUCAGUAUGGGUGAACGUGAAGAUUAAUUAUAUUAUCUUGGAGACGACCUUUGGCCUCAGAAUGUUGAUAGAUGGGCAGAAUAGGCUCUUUCUGCAGGUGGAUGAGCGCUACAAGUAUGAACUGUGCGGCUUGUGUGGCACCUACUCUGGAUACCAGGACGAUGAUUUUGUAACCCCAGGAGGUCAAAACGUUACAGAGUCAUUUGAGUUUGGUGACAGCUGGAGGGUGCCGGACAAUAAACAGUGUACUGCUUAUCCAAAUAAGCCAAGGCUCUGCAACUAUGACGAAGAGAACGAGGCCUACAAUGAGUGUAACAUACUACUGAGGGACGCCUUCAGGCCCUGCCACGAAACCAUUCACCCAAACAUCUACCUUAAUAGUUGUGUGUAUGACUAUUGUGCCACGAAUGGUGACCAGCACACCCUAUGUGAAUCUCUGAAGUCCUACUCAGCAGCAUGCGAGGUUGCAGGAGUGGAGCUGCCCCCCUGGCAGACAGGCACAGCCUGUGCUGACCCCCCAACCACUUCAACUCUUCCAACAACUCCACCUCCUUCUUCUCCAACACCAGAUCAGACUUUCUGUCCCAUGAACUGUGACUUUGAAAAAAAUCUGUGUGGGUGGGAGCAGCUCAUACAGGACAGUUUUGAUUGGACAAGACACUCCGGACCCACCCCCUCAGACCUAACUGGGCCAAACCAGGACCACACUACUGGAGCUGGUUUCUACCUAUACAUUGAGGGAAACAGUGUAACCCAUGGAGACUCAGCCCGUCUGUUGAGCUCGGUGUGCCAUUAUAAUGGCCCACUUUGUCUGCACUUCUGGUACCAUAUGUAUGGUUCAGCCACAGCAAUGGCCCUAAAUAUCUACCUGCUUAAAGAAAAUAAAGCCACCAAGCUCUGGUCCAUGUUGAACAACCAGGGGCCAGAAUGGCAUCCAGGAAAUGUUGACAUCAGAGUGUCUGGUCCUUUCCAAAUCAUAGUAGAGGGAAUUCGAGGCUCUAACGCUCAGUCAGAUGUCGGCAUAGAUGACAUUUCCAUCCGCUUUGGCUCAUGCUCAGGUAGCUUCCCUGGUCUGGUUAGUGGAACUGAGCUUCCUUCCACAACUGCAGAAGUCUCCCCCUCACACCCAGUCUGCAGUCUCGACUGUAGUUUCAACAGCAACCUUUGUAGCUGGAAUCAGAUGGUGACAGAUGCUUUUGACUGGACAUGGCACAGUGGUUCCACUCCCACUCUGAUGACUGGGCCCUCUGCUGACCACACUGGUGAUGGUCACUACCUGUACAUCGAGGCCAGCAGUGUUACACAUGGAGACACAGCUCGUCUCAUCAGCUCUAAGUGCUCUGACUCUGGUCCUCAGUGUCUGCAGUUCUGGUACCAUAUGUACGGCUCAGCAGAUACAAUGGGCCUCCAUGUUUACCUGUUCCAGAACAGAGUGACUGAUGCUGUCUGGUGGAAGAGGAAUGACCAAGGAAAUAUGUGGCAUCUGGCUCAGGUGGACAUCACAACAACCGGAGCUUUUCAGAUCAUCAUUGAAGGGCGCAGAGGAUCUAAUGAUCAGUCAGAUGUGGCCAUAGACGAUGUAAAGCUUUAUCGUGGUCCCUGCUCAGAUCGGACAGGUGGUGCGACAACAAGCCCUCCUAAACCAGAUGGAAACAACACGGCUCUACCAAGUGUCCCUGUGCCAACCACUGUGGAUCCAGAGCCCCCUCUGGUCAAUGUUACAGCUCAGCCCCCAACAACAAAUAUCACCAUACCUCCAACAGUGGAAGCAAAAACUGACUUUAUUAAUAUGGACAAUGUCACUGAAGCUCCACAUAGCAGACCACCACCACAACAACGAGUAUGCCAACUCCGCUGUGAUUUUGAACAAGAUUUAUGUCAGUGGAGUCAACUGCUUGCUGAUGUUUUUGAUUGGACAAGGCAUAGUGGCUCCACUCCCACUAUGAUGACUGGUCCUUCCUCAGAUCAGACCACAGGAGAUGGCCACUAUCUUUACAUUGAAGCAAACAGUGCAUCACUUGGAGACACAGCUCGUCUCAUCAGCUCUGAGUGCUCUGACUCUGGUCCUCAGUGCCUGCAAUUCUGGUACCAUAUGUACGGCUCGGCAGACACAAUGGGACUCCAUGUUUACCUGUUCCAGGACAGAAAGGCUAAUGCUGUUUGGAGGAAAAGGAAUGACCAAGGAAAUAUGUGGCACCUGGCUCAGGUGGACUUGACCACAACUGGAGCUUUCCAGAUAAUUUUUGAGGGGCGGAGAGGUUCCAAUGAUCAGUCUGAUGUGGCCAUAGAUGAUAUAUCACUUCACCACGGACACUGUGGAGACCUGGCUAAACCCACAACACCUGCUCCCAAAACCUUGGACCCAGUAGCAACAGAGGGUCCUGAGCUUCCUCCAGCAAACAGCUCAUCUGCUGCACAACCAACAACAACUUCGUCAAAACCACAGUCGACCACUACAUUUACAACAAUGACCGCCACAACAACAGCAGCCCCAACUAACUGUGAUACACAAACCCCGACAAAACCAUCAGCAACAACUAAGCCCCCAUACACUUCACAUCCUAAUGGCCCACUGACCACAACACCUGAUGCUCCAACAACAAGACCACAGCGACCAGUAACAUCAAGACCAAUAACUACAGCUACAACUGAACCCCAAACCACAGCUAGACCCCACCCACCCACAGGGCACCCAGGACUUGAAACUUCAGAGCAACCAGAACCUGAAACAACAGCAUAUAGUGAAGAACCUCAAACCACAGUAGGACCCAAUCCAACAGCUAGACCACAACCUCCAACCACAGCUGGACCACAACCUCCAACCACAGCUAGACCACAACCUCCAACCACAGCUGGACCACAACCUCCAACCACAGCUAGACCACAACCUCCAACCACAGCUAGACCACAACCUCCAACCACAGCUGGACCACAACCUCCAACCACAGCUCAAACUGAGUCACAAACAACAAAGAGACCACAACCUCCAACCACAGCUCAAACUGAGUCACAAACAACAAAGAGACCACAACCUCCAACCACAGCUGAACCGCAACCUCCAACUGAAACUCAGCCACAAACAACUACACCACAACAACAAACCACAGCUCAAACUGAGUCACAAACAAGACCACACCCUCCAACAACAACUGCUCCACAAACAACUGCUAGACCACAUCCUCCAACAACAGUUGGACCACAACCUACAACCACAGUUAAACCCCAACCCACAACAGCUACACCACAGUCCACAAAAACAGCUAGACCACAACCCACAACAACAAAUAAACCAUAUCCACCAACAGACAGACCUCAGUCUACAACUACAGCUACACCACAAUCUACAACAGCUAGACCACAACCACCAACAACACCUGUGCCAACACCCUCUUGCCCAGGGAAUAGUCAUUACACCACUUGUAUCCCUGCCUGCAGCCCAACCUGUACACACCUGAAUGGUCCACCCCAGUGUAGUGACAGUCAGAGUUGUGUGCCCGGAUGUGUAUGUGACAACGGCUUUGUGCAGAAACGGCAGCGCUGUGUGCCUAUCCAAGAGUGUGGAUGCGUGGACAAGAAUGGGACCAAACAUCAGUUUAAUGAAGUGUGGUACACCAAUCACUGCAGUCAGAAAUGUGAAUGUGAGGAAGACAAUGGCGUGGGGAAGAUCAACUGCGAUGACAGAGAUGAAUGUGAUGGAAAUGCUGUCUGCCUUCAAAACGACAAGGGCGAAUAUUACUGCAAGUCUACAGGCUUCAGUGAGUGCACUAUAAAGGAAGACCCUCAGUACAAAACUUUUGAUAAAAUGAAGCAUGACUUUGAGGGGGAGCACUCAUAUGUGCUAGUCCGGACCAACAAUUUGCCAAGUAACCUUCCAGAUGUCUACAUUGAGGCCAGCAACACACGCACAGUAGAGGAUGAAGAUGACAGUCAGCAGCAUGGCGACAGUAGCAGUGAAGAAAACAACAGUCGCAGCAUCAAGGAUGAAGAUGACAGCGAUGAAGAUGAUGAUGAUGAUAGUGAAGAGCAUGAGGAACACCACAGACUACAAAAGCUUAAGAUCAGAGUGUACAAUCACACUGUGGAGUUCAAGAAGAAUAGAAGGCUGGUUGUGGAUGGAAGGAGAACUAAUACUCCUGUUUCACCAGCCCCAGGUCUAAACAUCCGGGAGCAUUCCUCUCGCCUCUACCUGAAGACUGACUUUGGCCUCUCAGUGGAAUUUGAUGGACACAGCACAGCAGAGAUCAUUCUACCACACAUAUAUAAAAGGAAAGUCGGGGGUCUGUGUGGAAACUUUGACAGUCAGAAGCGGAAUGACUGGAUGAAGCCAGACGGCACAAGGGCCCGGAGCGUUCAAGAGUUUGGAGAGAGCUGGAGAGUUUAAAUAUCAGAUGGAUGUAAGGAUGAGACACAGCACUUAAAGAUAACCUGUGGAGGUUUAGUAGAAAUAUUACUCUCUGUUUACAAGAAAACUCCACAUUCAUAAUAUCUGUCACCUUGGAAAAUGAGAACAGACAGAAUUAAUGCUGAUUUUAUUUUUAACUUAGACAACAAACCUGAGCUUCCAUACAUGACUCGGCACAGUAAAAAAAACAGUAAAAAAAGAAAAUCACAGUAAAAAAAAAAAGUCAUGCCUACAUUUGAAAGCUUUCAAGUCUACUUUUAAAAGCCAAAAUCUUCAUUACUUUUCUCAUGAAAACUUUGCAGCCUGUGACAAUAUAUCAGACUUGUCACAUGCACACUAUUUAUUCAAAAGUGAUCUGUGCAGAUGCUGUAUCUUCCACAGUAAUGGCCACACUGAACAAAACAUACAAUGCAGUGUGUUUAAAUAAUGAGAAUGCGCGACUACACUUGCAUUAUUUAGCACUACCUGAAACAGUUGGAAAGAGAUCAAAUGUGCAAUAAAUGCUUAUUCAGAAUGUUGCUUCACUUGGUCAUAAUGUGUAUUUGAAUGGCAGCACCCAGGUAGGUUUUCUAUUGAAUCUUCACUGCUCUAAUAAAGAUGCACUGUGGUUAAA
This is a messenger RNA of Toxotes jaculatrix (banded archerfish), 7269 nucleotides long. Its product is annotated as zonadhesin. Gene Ontology annotation, cellular component: membrane; extracellular matrix. The coding region runs from base 153 to 6635 and encodes 2160 amino acids. The record is from RefSeq and is a predicted model, not a curated record. NCBI's taxonomy places the organism in Eukaryota, Metazoa, Chordata, Actinopteri, Toxotidae. The transcript is spliced from 29 exons.